AUGGCAGACCCUGCUGUCCAAUCCGAGGGAGGAAGCGGCGGGAUUGUGAUUACCGAUGAGUGGACAGGCUACAGUUUAGACCUGUUCAGCUAUCCGGCUCACUACUCCGGAGAUCUGGACUGUGUCAUCAUUCCGCAUGGCGUCAUUAUGGACAGGACCGAACGUCUGGCCCGAAACAUCAUGGAUGACCUCGGGGACCAUGACAUCGUGGUGCUGUGUGUGCUGAAAGGAGGGUAUCAGUUCUGUGCAGACCUGGUGGACAGGAUCAAGGCUCUGAGCCGGAACUCCAACCGAACAAUCCCCAUGAGGGUUCACUUCAUCCGCCUGAAGAGCUACCUGAAUGACCAGUCAACAGAGGAUCUUCACAUACUUGGAGCAGAGGAUUUGUCUUUUUUAGCUGGAAAGAACGUACUUAUUGUCGAGGCCAUCGUAGGCACCGGAAAAACAAUGAAUGCUCUCCUGAAGCAUGUUGAAGCCUUCAGGCCCAAAAUGAUCAAAGUAGCAGGAUUGUUGGUGAAGCGAGUGCCACAGAAUUCAGCAUGUCUUCCUGACUAUGUCGGCUUUGAGAUACCCAAUCGCUUUGUGGUUGGGUAUGCCUUGGACUACAAUGAGUACUUUAGAGAUCUCAAUCAUAUCUGUGUGAUCAGUGAAAGUGGGAAGAUGAAAUACAAGAUUUAAAAAGAAAAAAAAAAGGGAUCUCUAAAGAGACGACUGUCACACAGAUGUCAUCUCGCAGCAGGCCUGAACAUUUUCCCGGAGAUGCCGAUCACUUACAGCUGCCAUCUUGUGACAUUUGAUCUCAGUCACCCAUGUUUUAUUUGAACAUUCCUUCAGUGAGAUGUUUAUCUGUUUUUAAACAAUAGGGACUGACAUUUAUGCUAGUACAUGUCUUGUUUUCAUGUUGAAACCUUAUUCUCCAAGAUGUUUACAUAACUGAUUCGCAUAGAAAGUGUUGCAUUUCAAGGCACUACUACUGUUUGCUUGUUGUUAGUUUAUCAUAUAUGAAUGCUAUGUAAAUAACUUCAUAAUCAUGGCCUGUAUACAUGUGUAGGCUUCAGUGUGGUGAGAUAACUAAACAAAUAUAUUUCUUUUUGGAAAUUUGGCUUAGGAUUUAACAUUUUCUUCACCUUUUCAGUGCUCAUUAUGUAGGUCUCCUGCUGCCAUCUUUACUGCUCAGGGGCAAACAGUUUCAUAAACACUAAAUGCACUAACAAACCUACCUCUUUUUGUAGUAUUUUUAGAUGUAGUAACAUACUUUGAUCAUUUCUGCAUUUUCUACACGUUCUAAUUUCUAUAUUUUAAGAGAUCAGUAAAGUAUUUCAAAAUAAA
Molecule: messenger RNA, 1329 nt
Organism: Notolabrus celidotus (New Zealand spotty)
Lineage: Eukaryota; Metazoa; Chordata; Actinopteri; Labriformes; Labridae
Gene: prtfdc1b
Product: phosphoribosyl transferase domain containing 1b
Exons: 9
Coding region: 1-678 (225 amino acids)
Biological process (GO): hypoxanthine metabolic process; purine ribonucleoside salvage; IMP salvage
Molecular function (GO): magnesium ion binding; hypoxanthine phosphoribosyltransferase activity
Source: RefSeq, a predicted model, not a curated record